AUGGCGCAACCAUACGAUUCCUACGAUCCCCUUACCCACAUUCCACCCUUCGUGAAACCGCUCGCUCCUUACAUCAAGACCCAGCAGGAAGCUCUCCGAAUUCGCCAGGCCUUGACGUCGUACCUACGCUCGCUGAUUGUCUUCAAAGAUGACACAUCCCACACCUCCCACCUCGCUCUUUGCGCGCCCACCGAUGCCGUCGUUGACGUGAAGCGCGCCCCUGUCGAUCUCUCCGGACUGAGAAAGGAUUAUCUGAAGGCACUGCAGGCAAAUGUAGCUGCCCGGAAAGAUCUUCGCGCCGUGUCGGAGGAAGUGGCUUUACUCAGGCGUCAGAGGGCAUCUUGCAUUCGACCCAUUGAUCCCGAUCCGCAAGAACCCGGCGCAGACCUGCGAGAUUACGUUUCACUUCUGCGGGAUCAGCGUCGUUAUGCGAAGCUACAAGUCUUCCAGCAUUACUUAGAGGAUUUCAAGGCGAAGGAGCCUACUGGCCUGGAUUCAAGUGAAGAUUCAGCCCAGGUCUCGUUGCCCGAAGGGCUGGAAACAGACGUGCCGGAACGAAAAGAUCCUGAUACAGAUCUAGAGGGAUUGGUACACAAACUAGAACGGGCAGUGGUGCGUGCCCAAACACAGUUGGAUCGAGAGAAGCGGUUGUUCGAGAAAAUCAAGACACAGCAUGACGCCAGAGGAAAAGCUUCAGACUCUGUGCCAUCCGCAGUCAAGGCCCAGGCAUUGCAGCGCACACGCGAUGAACUGGUCCAAUGGGUUGAAGAACGGUUGGUCAGUGAAGUAGAUCCGGAUGAGAGUAUGGUCGAUCUUCAGCCGGAAGACAUUGAAGAGGCCCAGCGUCUACUAGAGCAGCAUAAAAUGCAAAUCAAGGAGCAAUAUGCUGCCUAUCUACAGGCACGACGAGAGCUUCUUGAUGCCGCUUCCAAGGCCUGCCAACCUGUGACUGUGACCCCCAAGCCUCCAUCCCGGACCACCUACAGAGCCGAUAUACUCGAGGAAAUCCCCGCUCCGAGUUCAUUGGAUGUCCUCUCUUACGCGACCGAAACCCUGGUCCCUCUUUCCAAAGCCCAGAAGUCACUAGCCCUGCAAAGGUCCUAUCUUUCUGGGCUUCUCGCCAAGGAAAAAUCCACCGCUCUACGUGCACUGCACCGUAUACGUGAUGAGAGCCACCUCCUCCCCGAGUACCCUAUUCUGGCCCGCCAGCCCCGCUUUAAACACGCGGUUGCAGCCCUUAAUUCACAUCAAUCUCAAUCCCCUCAAAGACAGUCUGAUGAAGUGGUCAGUCUAGCAGAAGCUUGGGCAUUUGCCUCUGAGGCAGCCGCCGCGAACGAAAGUGAAUUUGUACAACAAAAAGUGGCAUUGGGAACUGAGGUUGCCCAGGAUGCACGACAGACAUUGGACGAGGUUUACGGUGCUUUAAAUCAAGCAGGUGUUACGCAGGCGGAUCCUGAGCCGUCAGAUAUUUGGGCGGAACAAACGCGAGUCGGCCACAGUGGGUCCCGGGAGAAACGACCACAAGGACCCUGGUCGAGACUGCACGGGCGUGUUGGACUAGAAUAG
Messenger RNA from Penicillium odoratum, 1566 nucleotides. RefSeq lists its product as uncharacterized. NCBI's taxonomy places the organism in Eukaryota, Fungi, Ascomycota, Eurotiomycetes, Eurotiales, Aspergillaceae. The record is from RefSeq and is a predicted model, not a curated record. The transcript has a single exon. Bases 1 to 1566 code for a protein of 521 amino acids.